AUACUGAAAAUAUUACUUAAACCGCGUUAAUGCCUGAUUUUUGGCGACCACUCUUUGCUUCAAAAAAUCGCAAGUUCCAAUCUAGAGCAAGCAAGUUUCCCAGUGAACUUGACUCGGAAAUACGAACUUUCAAACUUAGAUCGACCCUUUCACGCAUGGAAAAAUGAACAAAACGAAAAAUGUCCGGUUAAAUUGCUGUUAAUUACAAAGAUUAAAACUUUAAUGUGCGUAAUUCAACAAAAAACCCGCAUUCAGGCUCAUUAAAUCCGUUUCAAAGUGAACCAGUUCUCGAUCUGAUCAAGUGCAUUUUGGUAGUUCGUAUGUGUGAUCUUGCCGGAAUGUCCGCUAAAGGUGUUUUUCCCAGCUCUGUGAAAAUGCACUCGUCUGACCCUAUUAUCCAAAACGCAUCGAAAAAUCGUAAUUAAUCCGGAAUUCUCGCAUAAAGAGUGUCGUUACUCGCACAAUCAAUAUAUGCAAUAUUCGGGGACAAUGUCGAGUUGAUUGUCUUAGGAAGAGAAACCGAAGGGGAAUGGCGGCCAAUUACUUCAGUCUUAUCUAGAGCGUAAGUCCAAACGCGAAUAUCCAAAGGAAGCCAAAGAAACGUAAGCCAAUUAGGAUUGCCUUUACGGAUCGCUGAAAUCCUCGAAGUCAAUUACGCAUUUAUAUACGAGUACUAAUGGAGAUUCACAUUGAAGUGCUUGUUUUAACUGUAUCUAAAAAUUAUGAAGAGUGCUCAAAGACUUUAAACUGUACAUCACAAGAAGCAAAGUUUGUUGCGGGAAGAUGAUAAUAAUGCACAAAAUAUUACACUUCUAAUGAGCUUCAAUGUAUGUCCGGACCAGAACCGGACGUGUUAGAAAGAGGCGGCGAUUCAGUGCUAAAACGGUCGUCUUACUCUAGCGUCUUUAUUCCUUUUUCAAUAGAUGCAUUUGCUCAUUUGCCUUGUUCCACUCAGGCACAAGAUUCGGCAAAAGUGCCGGAAUGUAACCAUAGAGGGGUGCACCCGGUUAAAUUAUUGUUGGGACAAUUUCAAAUGAAAAACUUUGCAACGUAAAUAAAUCCUGAACAAAAUUACGCCGAUGGGAAAAUCAAAAUGAAACUCAUAAAUUCCAGGCAAUCCAGUCAAAUAACCGGGAAAUGGUAGAUCAUCAAUUCUAAUGUGGAUUGUUUACAAAGCGCAGGACGACGGAAACCGGAUUCCCAGAGCCGGAAAAUGAGAAGCCCCGCAAAGUUAUUUUAAAGUUGGAGAAAGCGAAAGAAAGAAUCGUAAAAAUGCGGGCAAAUUCGGAGCCAAGAGUGUCGCGUGCUUAAUUCCAGCUCAUUCUUUCCACAGUUUCUUCACUUGAAGACCAACCGUUUGGGGUUUGAUUGGAAACAUAUUUUUCAGCGGUGCGGCGAUAAUUUCUGGUCAAUCAAACUUCGCUUUGAACAAUCCGCUGGUUUUCCCCCAUUGUGUAAAAUGGGCGGUCGAAGUUGAGAAUGUCGGAAAAACUGCACCAAUACCAAGGAUGUCUUGGGCGAUUGCACGAUCACAGAGACCGGGUGCGGGAGAAAUACCUUUCGUGGAAAGCGGAUAAUCCCGAUGGAGUUCUGCAGUGGUUCAAACGAAAAUUUACAGGCGCCCACAGCGAUGUGGAGGAGCAAAAGCUGCACCCGGAUUACUCGCAUAUCUUUCGGCGAAAAACCAGACGAGAGUUGGUGCGGAUCUCGGCAGCAGUGAUGGGCAUCGAGUUCUCCUAUGCGGCCGAAACAGCCUUCGUCUCGCCCACAUUACUCCAAAUAGGGGUUGAACAUCAACACAUGACUCUUGUGUGGGCUUUAUCACCACUGGUCGGCUUCUUCCUCACACCCAUCUUGGGCUCUUUGAGCGACAGGUGCCACUUAGAGUUUGGUAGACGACGACCUUUUAUAAUGGCCAUGUCUUUGGGCGUUCUAAUUGGAUUGAUUUUGGUUCCCAAUGGAGAACUGUUGGGAUACUUGAUGGGCGACCAACGCGCUCUAAACCAAGAAACCCAAGAUCGUUUAAUGCGCCAACCCCUUGGGCCCCGGCUGUGGGCAAACUCCAAAUCACUAAACUCUUCCUUUGCUGCCAAUCAAACGGAAGAUUUCCUCGCGGGUGAAAGCAACAACAGUUCCCAUCCAUGGGGAGUGUUUUUCACCAUUCUCGGGACUGUUUUGCUGGACUUUGAUGCUGAUGCCUGCCAGAGCCCCGCUAGGGCUUUCCUGCUGGACGUCACAACGUCAGAUGAUCACGCUCGUGGUUUGAGCACCUUCACCAUCAUGGCAGGACUGGGCGGGUUUAUGGGCUACGCCUUGGGCGGAAUCAACUGGGAUGUCACCUUCUUAGGCGAGCUAUUAGGAGGACACGUGCGAGCGGUGUUCACUCUAAUCACCAUAAUCUUCCUAGUGUGCGUCUCCUACACAAUAAGCAGCUUCAGAGAAAUGCCUCUGGGCUUUCUGGAGUUGCAUAAACCCAUGGACCGAACUCCUGACGCCGGAGUGGUUAACAAAAGCUUCGAUAGCGGAGAGGAGAGUGCUGAGAGGAAUUAUGGUUCCGUGGGCGAAGCCACUAGUGGAGGUUCGCAAAGGAAACAGAGCAUAGCUCCAGAUCCAAAGGCUUCGCUCCGGAUCUACCUGCAGAGCAUCGUCUACAUGCCCCAUUCCAUCAGGAUGCUGUGCUUGACAAACUUGUUUUGUUGGAUGGCUCACGUUUGUUAUUCGCUGUAUUUUACGGAUUUUGUUGGAGAAGCGGUUUUUGGGGGCGAUCCGACGGCUCCAAAUGGUUCACAAUCACGAGCCAAAUACGAAGCGGGCGUGAGGUUUGGCUGUUGGGGCAUGUCCUUGUACAGCUUGUCCUGCGCUUGUUAUUCCACAUUUAUCGAAAAGUUGAUAUCGAAAUUCGGAGCCAGGAAAGUGUACGUGGGCGGUUUGCUCACUUACUCCACCGGAAUGCUCCUGAUGGCCCUGACGAAGAACAAAAUCGGAGUCAUCCUGUUUAGUGGCACCGCUGGCGUCAUGUACUCAACUUUGUUCACGAUGCCAUACUUGAUCAUUGCCCAUUACCAUGCCAGAGGAGUGUUUGAAGUGAACCAAGAGGGCGAAAGCCAGAUUUCCAGCCAGAUUCGCGGUCUAGGAACCGAUGUUGCUAUUGUUUCCAGCAUGGUUUUUCUGGCGCAGUUUGUGCUCUCCAUCUGCAUGGGCACCAUUGUGAACCUAUCCGGAACCACGACGGCUGUGGUUGGAGUGGCCACCGUUUUGGCCUUUUUUGGCGCGAUCGCAGCCACCAGAAUUAUGUACUUGGAUCUCUAAAGUGAGCAAAUGUAGUCAUGUUAUUGAAUAAAUCAGUUAUUCCAGUUGAAAUUCA
This is a messenger RNA of Dendroctonus ponderosae (mountain pine beetle), 3364 nucleotides long. It is a transcript of the gene lovit, whose product is annotated as proton-associated sugar transporter A. Bases 1480 to 3309 code for a protein of 609 amino acids. The record is from RefSeq and is a predicted model, not a curated record. The transcript has 10 exons. Gene Ontology annotation, cellular component: membrane. Gene Ontology annotation, molecular function: sucrose:proton symporter activity. NCBI's taxonomy places the organism in Eukaryota, Metazoa, Arthropoda, Insecta, Coleoptera, Curculionidae.